AUGGCCAUCUUGAUCUCAAACAGAGACGAAGGUUACAUCUUGGAAUUUAUCUUCCGUCGGGAUACUGAUGAAAGAAUUCCCUAUACUGAUUCGAGCCUCGACUAUCUGCCCGAGAUUGUCCGCAAGAACUUUAUAGACAAACAGUGGCAGUUCAACCCAAUUAACCUUCAGCGCGGCCAAGUCCAUCUCGAAAUCCAGGAUGAUGCAGUAUUGCCUGUUUUAUCAGAAGAAGAGGUCGGCAAAGCUCGGAAGGAACAAGAAAGGGAUAUGUUCGGAUCCCCAGAGAGGGCGAUUCUCGACCUUGUUCAAAACCUGAAGCAUCCAAACAUAGUAGAGUUUCUAGGUUCUUACACCUAUCGCAGAUCUUUCAAUCUUCUCUUUCGACUAGCUACACAGGAUCUCAAAGCCUUCCUGCAUCAGGAAAACUCGUCCAUUAUGGCGCCCCAUGCUAUUUACCGGAACAUGUUUGGAGUAGCAGAGGCCCUCAGUCAGAUCCAUAACUUUUCCCUGCAGGAUGAUCUAGGAAACAUCAGCAGAAUUGGCUACCAUCAUGAUCUGCGACCAGCUAAUAUUCUUGUCGACAUUGACCGGAAACUCUUCAUGCUUUCUGACUUUGGGUUAUCUAGAAUGAAGUCCGAUGAUGAGACUUCAAAGACCAAGCUCCAUGGCGGGCAAGAUGACUACCUGGGGCCCGAAGCAUUCGAUUACCAAGCCUGUGUAAACGGGGACGUUAGGCGAUCACUGGACGUGUGGGCUUUUGGCUGUAUCCUUUCAGAGAUCGCGACCUUCCUAGAGGGGAAAAGUGUCAAAGACUUUCGGGAAAAGAGACGGGCUACUCACGAUGGACUAUUCCCGAUGACAGACCAUUCUUUUCAUUUAAACAAAGGAAUUCGGCCAGCGGUGGUAGAAUGGCUAUCUGUACUUACCACGGCCCCGCGCGAUCCUUUGAUGGUUCAAUUGGUCAGCCAGAUUCGAGAAAUCAUGGAUCCUCACGCUUCCAGAAGGCCCAGAAUGUCAGACGUGGCACUAGAUCUCAGAAAUCUGGCUCUGCAUUCGAGUGUGGCGGCCGUUGACAAUUGCUUCAGGGAUUUAAUGUCUCCGGAUUCACGAGGCUUGACUGCAAAGCACCGCAUUUUGCAUGUCAUUGAAUAUAAACGCUUCGAGGCUUGGUGGUCUGUGUAUGCCAGCCUGCAUCAGGCCGUUGGGAGGGAAAUUAGUGGAGAUUUGUUACGCUAUGUAACAGAACUCUACGAAGCGUUAAAUAGGGGUCGCGAUGAUGGCAUGAGUCAGAGUAUGGAAGGACUUCCGUAUGAUUGCCUACAUGCUAUCGACCAGCUUUGCAAACCUCUGCCGAAAACCUCGUCCGAUGAAUGCCAGGCAAGAUGGAUCCAGAAUGUUUGCGAGAUAGAAGAUCUCGAUACACUUCAACAGAUUCGUGCCAUGGCCAUGCCGGUGCGGUAUCGGUGGGUGGGAGUCGGCGCAGCCAUGAGGCACAUGUCCAUGGCAAUAUCCGCUUCUAUUCAGUAUGGGCAAAAGAGCCGUUACAUGGAUGCUGGACUUAUUGAGGUUGGCGAGUCUGAUUCUCAGCUGGUUCAUGAAUCAAAAACAAUAGGAUACUUGACUCGCGACGGCCUUACUGAGACUGUCCUGAUUGAGUGGAAAACAUACGACGCGUCUUGGAAGGGCCAUGAGAUGAGGCUUGGCAAGAUUAUGGAUGAUUUAGUCAAUCUGUUAGACCCAGAUGUUACCCCACGACUGGGAACCGCGCAGCAUCGAAUCCCUAACUGCCUUGGCUACUUUCACCAGCCUCAUAACUACCGUUUUGGGUUCAUCUACACAAUCGAAGCUCAGAGGAUGAGACAUGACCAUCGCUUGGUCUCUCUGAAUAGCUUCUUGCAAGUGAUGACCGAACAGAACAAUGGCGACUAUGAACAGACAGAUCUUGGCGAUUAUUUCCUACUUGCUAAAGAACUGACGACAUAG
Messenger RNA from Fusarium musae, 1983 nucleotides. RefSeq lists its product as uncharacterized. The record is from RefSeq and is a predicted model, not a curated record. Lineage: Eukaryota; Fungi; Ascomycota; Sordariomycetes; Hypocreales; Nectriaceae. Gene Ontology annotation, molecular function: ATP binding; protein serine/threonine kinase activity. Gene Ontology annotation, biological process: peptidyl-serine phosphorylation; peptidyl-threonine phosphorylation. The transcript is spliced from 3 exons. The coding region runs from base 1 to 1983 and encodes 660 amino acids.